ACUACAAACAGAAUGUCUGACAAUGAACAGGGUAUGACGUUCCCGACGGUGCUAGCAUAUAUUAACCAGCGAGUGCCAAUUUUCCAAUACGCCCACCGCGUUAGAAUAUCUCCUUCACAGCAAGAUGAGCUUGUGAAUCAUUUCAACCAGUUCUCCAACAAAUACUACGUGCAACACUUCCUUAAGAGUCUCAUCACCAUCUAUGAACGGACAAACAUCGAGGUAUCUGAGAGUUUGUACGAACUCUACUGUUCUCCCGAGAUCUUGAAUGCUCGAGCCUUGAAACCCACUGAUUUUGAUAAUAUCGUCUAUCACAUAAACCAGAGGGACAUAAUAAUAGGAGAGUCUCCCAGCAUAAUUUCGGGCCAGGGAACCACCGGACUUCGAACAUGGGAGGCUGCCCUGUUCCUAGCGAAAAUGGUACCUUGUUUAGAGAUCGGUGGUACGGUCUGUGAACUAGGAACUGGCACAGGGUUGGUAGGAAUCUCUUUAACGGGGGACUCUCGGAUCAGAAAAGUCUUAUUCACAGAUGGAGACACCAACUUGUUUGAUAAUCUUGUACGAAACCAAGAAUUGAACCAAGUUUCUCGUGAAGCACACAGCAUCUCCCAGUUAUUAUGGGGAAAUGAUCACCAUGUCCCCGAAACUGACUAUUUGGUGGCAGCCGACGUGACCUAUGAUCGCUCCAUUCUCGAGGAAUUGGUAUGUACGAUCUCGAGGUUCUUAGCAAAUGGUUGCAAGAAAUGCUAUAUUGCAGCAACUGUUAGAAACAUCGAUACCGUCAACGAGUUUGAAGAACGCAUGCAAAACCAUGGUUUGAAGUGGGACACCAUAGAGACAUUCGACCCGCAAGCUGAGUCGUUCCCCGUUCCCUGGUAUAGGCCCACCACCCCCUAUAUGAACCUUUACUCUAUCUACAUGGGGUCUAUAUAGAAUACACACCGACGUGCGCACACCGGUUUCGCACGCCAAACUAAUUCAAUUGGACGAGAGCCACUGCGAGCGAAAAGUUUGAAUCCGAAACUUUUCUUCCAACAACAACUAAGAAACUAAUAAGAUGCUUCCUAAAUUUGCCACUCCAAUGCUCAAACAUUUCUGGCCAUUUGGUGUCGGAGCUGUCGUCACCUACGGCCUCGUUUACAAGGGAAGUGUGCUUUCCAUGAACUCUGACGAGUUUAUUAACGACCCAAGACACCCAAGAUUUGCCAGCGGUGGUAAGUUCAUCGAAUUGGAAAAAUAAAUAGCUUGCACGUAAAUACACAAGAUAGAAAAGAUUAAUCGGGUGUUGCCAGGCCACAAGCCGAGUCAGCCUUGUCUAUUUCUACAUGGACACGUAGCCGCCAUAAGCCGCAUACACUCGUUUCAGUGGCCAUUACCAGUAAGCAAACAAAGGGGCAGGCGGUAGGAAGGUAAAACCGCACAAUAUAGCCCAUUUGUAAACUGCCUGUAUCGUCUAGCUAGACGCAAUUUUGUAGACGCAUCCAGCAGCCAGUGCCAAAACCCUAUGUCAACCGGAUGGUAGAAGUUGAAUCACUGUCAUGAUAGGAUGGAGGUCCUGGUUUGAGUAGCUUUGGACGGGGAUCUACCUAUCAGACCCGAGCCGGGCCACUCCUGGCGCAGAUUUCAAUGGAUAGGCCC
Messenger RNA from Yamadazyma tenuis ATCC 10573, 1638 nucleotides. The record is from RefSeq and is a predicted model, not a curated record. Lineage: Eukaryota; Fungi; Ascomycota; Pichiomycetes; Serinales; Debaryomycetaceae.